AUGGAGAACAGGCCACUGACGCCAAGUCAAGCUGGCCAGAAUGGCCAAUUGAGCCCCAAUGCCGCCUCGGUCCAGAGCCGCAAAAGGAGUGGUUCUGGAGGUGGGUUCAUGUCCAAGUUCCCUUUCAUGAGAACGUCGGACAUCAAGUCGAACCUGAAGGAGCCACAGCACCUCAACGUCGCCCAAGAUGCUCCAACCCCUCCUCCACGCGCACUCGCCGUCAUAUCCUCCCAACAGCAACAUCAGAAGACGCGCAAGAGGAAAGGCUCCCUCCGGAAAGUCGCACUCCUCGGUCGUGGCGCGCAACGCGAGAGGCGCGAUCUCAAGCAGCCGCUCCUAACAGUUGACACGACGGCGGCGGCGGCACAACAACCACUUCCCUCACAGCCGCCGGGUACUGCUGCCACCAACUCGGGGUUUGACGGGCAGGCAGCGAGUCCACCGCCGAUCGAUGCGCAUGGUCUUGGCCUCGGCAUCUCAGACAUCACACCGCGUCCGUCCAUGGACGGCUACGCGCGACGAACCGAAAUGCUUACAUAUCUACCCGCGCUGCCGAUAACAGGCAGCACCGAGUCGCUCAACACUAGUCCUACCAUAUCCUACACCUCGACCACCGACGAAGAAGAUAUACUUUCCCUGAAGAAGCACGCGUCUUCCACGGUGCGACCUGGUCUCGUCUCCCUCUCCUCGGGUUCCGAAUCUUACUUCCCCAGCAUUGCCCGCUCGUCAUCCAUAUCGAUACAACGGCGACGCUCGGUUAAGCAUGCCAAGUCGCCUCUAUCACUCCAAGGCCUCGCGGCUUCUCCUCUCCCCGCUGCGGAGGAGGACCAUGACUACAGCGAGACGGAAUGGUGGGGAUGGGUUGUGCUGAUCGUGACAUGGACGGUCUUCACAACGGGUAUGGGGAGCUGUUUGGGCGUCUGGAGCUGGGCGUGGGAUGUAGGGACCACACCGUACGCGCCGCCCGAGUUCGAGGAUGAUCCCACGUUGCCUAUUGUAGGAUAUUAUCCGAGCUUGAUGAUUUUGACGUGUAUCAUGGCUUGGGUUUGGGUUAUUACCGCGUGGGUGGGGAUGAAAUACUUCAGGCAUGCGAAGAUCAGCGGCGAUUGA
Molecule: messenger RNA, 1110 nt
Organism: Pseudomassariella vexata
Lineage: Eukaryota; Fungi; Ascomycota; Sordariomycetes; Amphisphaeriales; Pseudomassariaceae
Exons: 1
Coding region: 1-1110 (369 amino acids)
Source: RefSeq, a predicted model, not a curated record